Messenger RNA from Aplysia californica (California sea hare), 649 nucleotides. Its product is annotated as vitamin K epoxide reductase complex subunit 1. Lineage: Eukaryota; Metazoa; Mollusca; Gastropoda; Aplysiida; Aplysiidae. Bases 75 to 569 code for a protein of 164 amino acids. Gene Ontology annotation, biological process: vitamin K metabolic process; peptidyl-glutamic acid carboxylation. The transcript has 3 exons. Gene Ontology annotation, molecular function: vitamin-K-epoxide reductase (warfarin-sensitive) activity. The record is from RefSeq and is a predicted model, not a curated record.
CAUGUGUCCAGGGAAUUGUAUUUUGUUCAGAUCUACAGAACAGCUUUUGGCCAAGACUUUGAACGUGUGGAAUCAUGGAGAGUGUGAGGGAAGCUUACCUAAUAUCGUCCAACCUGACGGAUCAGCUCCUCCUCAACCUGAUGGGCGUGGUCAUCUGUCUGUACUCACUACAGAUCGAGCUGAGGAAGGAGAGGAAUCCCGAGUACCGCGCCUACUGCGACAUCAACGAGCGCAUGAGCUGCUCCAAAGUACUCACGUCCAAAUACAGUCAAGGAUUUGGCGUGGUGCAUUUACUCCUGGGCAAAAACCACAUGUUGAAUGCCCGGAACUGCAACGUGGGGCUUGUGGUGUAUGUGCUCAAUAUCAUGCUGUGUAUCAUGGGCCCGGGCCCACUGACCAGCAGACUGCUGUACUACGGAGCCUUGAUCAUGGUGCUUGGCUGUGUCUACCUCGCCUGCGUCCUCUUCUUCAUCCUCCACGACGUCUGUCUCGUCUGCAUCACCACCUACGUCAUCAACGGUUGUCUCCUCUAUCUAGCUCACAGCACGUACAGCAAGCUGUACCAGUGAUGAGGAAGGAAUCACUCCCUCCCAACACUGCAACAAUAAAUGUCAGGAGCGGAUGGUCAGAAAAUUGAUCAAAAAGAAAU